Sphaerulina musiva SO2202 is the source of this 1158-nucleotide messenger RNA. RefSeq lists its product as uncharacterized. Lineage: Eukaryota; Fungi; Ascomycota; Dothideomycetes; Mycosphaerellales; Mycosphaerellaceae. The record is from RefSeq and is a predicted model, not a curated record. The transcript has 2 exons. Bases 1 to 1158 code for a protein of 385 amino acids.
AUGCUCCUCACCACCAGAUCUCGGUGCGCCAGCCGUCCUCGCUCUCGCUCCCCACAAAGCGGCCUCUCGACUCCCGCUCCCAAAUCUUCCUCUCAAAACAGCUCCAACUCCAACUCCCAUUCUUCAUCCUCCUCCUCCUCCUCCUCUGCCUCCCCUUUCUACCUCGCUUCUGGCUACUCCGGCUGGGCUAAGCGGCCCUCUCGCCCUUUCCCUCCUCCCUUCUUCUCUCCACCCAGCGGUUCCUUCAGCGACCCGCUCUCCACACACCACCGCAGCGUCGACCGCGUCGAUGGCCAGAUGAUCCGCGGCGUUACGAAUGGGGAUGAUGCGAUUUUGGCCGAGAAGAAUUUGAUUCUUGCAAACGAUGGGGUGGGGGCGUGGGCGACGAGGGAGAGAGGGUGUGCUGGAUUAUGGAGUCGGCUGAUUGGGCAUUUUCUGGCGGUGGAGGUGGAGGAGAAGAGCCUGGGUGAUGGGGAGGGCGAGGGAAAUGGGGAGCCGGAUUUGGUCGGGUGGUGUGCUGGGGCUUAUGAGAGGACGAAGGAAGUGUUGAUGAGGGAAGGGGAGGAGUGGUUGGGGACUACGACUGUGAGCGCGGCAUUGUUACAUUAUCGUGGGAAAGGAGGGGCUCAGCAGCCGGUGUUGUAUGUGAUACAGCUGGGCGAUUGUAGGGUGAUGGUUGUGAGGGCCACAGAGAAGGGAGAAAAUAACGAAGUCAAGGAUCCAGAAGUGGUGUUUUCAACGAAAGAGCAGUGGCAUUAUUUCGAUUGUCCGAGACAAUUAGGAACAAACUCUCCCGACACUCCUGAAGAAAAUGGCGUUGUGGAUAAAGUCGACAUCACGGAAGAAGACAUCAUCCUGGCGAUGAGUGAUGGAGUCACAGACAAUCUGUGGGAAGAGGAGAUCGCAGACCACGCAGUUGGUGCUCUGCAAAAGUGGAAAGAGAAUUUCAGUUCUUCAGAGCAAGGAGGAAAUAACGUGGCCGAAGCGAUGAAGUACGUCGCGCAGGAAAUCGUGUUGUCAGCUCGGAAAAUUGCAGAAGAUCCCUUUGCUGCAUCGCCGUUCAUGGAAAAGGCUGUGGAAGAAGGUCUUGCUAUUGAAGGUGGAAAAAUGGACGACAUCUCUGUUGUUGCCGCCAUGUGUAGACGACGAAAGGGUUGA